CUCGUCUCUGCCUCGGUCCGAUACCGCUCGUCCGCGCGAUACCGGUUUAACGCAUGCCACCGUGGAAGUAUCACAGAACGCGGUGUCGAGACCAUGAAAGUGGGCGGCGUGACGUAUCGAGCAGGACCCGAAUCGUCGAGGAUGUCGCGAUCAUGCCGCGCGAUCGUCGUUGUGCUACCGUGCCUGCUGCGGGCCGUUUUCGCGGACAAUUGCACCAUCUCGUCGUACCAGUGCGGCGCGUCCCUCACGUGCCCGAGUGUCUUCGAGCGUAACAAUGUUUGCCCGUUCAGCAGAAUGCCGGGCCAACUGGAACAGAUCAACGGCAAGCGUGCCACCUUCGGCAUGGGCUGCUUCUGGGCGGGGGAUUCUCUGUUCGGUGCGCUGCCUGGCGUUAUCAGAACCUGCGUCGGUUAUGCUGGUGGCACCAAGGAAUCUCCGGCGUACAAGAACAUGGGAGAUCAUACAGAGGUCAUCGAUAUCGAAUAUGACCCAGAACUAGUGUCUUACACACAUCUGCUGAACUUGUUUUGGAAUAAUCAUGAGUACAGUCUAACGAGGAAGAUCAAGAGACAAUACAUGUCACUGAUCUUGUAUCACGACGAAGAACAAAGGUUAGUAGCUGAAAAAUCUCGCGAGCAGGAACAGCAAAAGCGUGGGGAGGUCUUUAUGACAGAAAUUAAGAAGUUUACACAAUUUUAUCCAGCUGAAGAUUACCAUCAGAAAUAUCGACUGCAGAAUCAUCCUUGGCUGAUCGAGACAAUGGGUUUCAACACACCGGAAGUCUUAUGCGCCUCCCCACUAGCAGCCAAAUUGAACGGUUACAUCGCAGGCGCCGGCAGUCUCGAACAAUUUGAAAAGGAGUUACCGAGCUUAGGAUUAAGCGAGAAAUCAGCGAAAUAUUUAACGAAGUAUAUUGUUGAGAAUCAGGGCAGUGGUUUAUACUGCUAGCAAAUCUAGUGCAAAUGGAAAGGAAAAAAAUGGUAAACGAUAUUUUCUAUACUGAUAGACGUAGGCUGGACAUACACGAUUUCUUCUCAAGAAGAGAACCGCACAUACAGCCUGAUACAUAUACUACGUAUACCGAGUAUCGCAAAUGCCUUAAAUAUUCUCGCUAACGCGGAUACAUCAAGUUGUUCAUAAUAUUUAAUGCUGCGAUUGUUAUCCGCGUUGUAACUUAUAAGGUAUACCUUUUACGAGCGCUCGAUUUUAAUUUUAAUAGGACAUUUAACUGCUGGACUUGGAGCUGGUUAACUUUUUUUUAACAAAAAUGUCGAACGACUAACUGUUUCUGACAAUGAGUUAUAUGAAUUUUAUAAUAUCAGAUAAGAGAAUCGUGUACCUUUUAAUUAAUCUUUUUACUACAAAGAGAUAUCGUGUUAAUUUUUAUUAGAGCCACGGUGACUCUCAUAAUUUAUGAUAUUAUAAUUUGAAUAUACUUUCAAGUUGAUUAUGACUUGAAAGUAUAUUCAUUAAAAAGCUAUUCUAAUUAAAGUUGAGUUAUAGAUGGACUGGAGUACAUUUCGUCAUUUAGUGUGACGAAACUGUAUUUCAGAUCCUGCGUUACUCAGAAAAUUCAAAGUUUUAUCGUUUCUUUAUUAUCGUGCAGAAAAGCCGUUUACAAAUAAUGUUACCAAUCUCGAUUCGAAUACUUGUGCCUUUCUCGCGCAAAUUUUAAUUUUAUAAAUCUAGAUUUUAUAUA
Messenger RNA from Wasmannia auropunctata (little fire ant), 1699 nucleotides. RefSeq names its product peptide methionine sulfoxide reductase (gene MsrA). The record is from RefSeq and is a predicted model, not a curated record. NCBI's taxonomy places the organism in Eukaryota, Metazoa, Arthropoda, Insecta, Hymenoptera, Formicidae. Gene Ontology annotation, molecular function: peptide-methionine (S)-S-oxide reductase activity. The transcript is spliced from 4 exons. Bases 94 to 948 code for a protein of 284 amino acids.